Messenger RNA from Oncorhynchus mykiss (rainbow trout), 4748 nucleotides. The record is from RefSeq and is a predicted model, not a curated record. NCBI's taxonomy places the organism in Eukaryota, Metazoa, Chordata, Actinopteri, Salmoniformes, Salmonidae.
GAACAUUAUUAUUAUGGUUGAGAGAUCGACGGCACUGGGAAUCAGACCAAGAAACGGAUCGAAAUCCACGGUAGAUUUACCGUCGAUAGACCAUCUGCAGUUAUUGUAACGAUCGAUUAUUUUAUUGUGACUGUUUUGACCGAGAAGCCAACACAAUUCCUACAUCAUCCGAUACUGCUUUGCAAAGACAGUGACAGCUGUGGUCUUUUUGCAUGCAGCAAUAGGUUCCAUCGCCGCUAGGACGAGCCUGCAUCGACUGAGACAUUGUGAUAAGCUGGCUAUAGGAGAAGGAACCGGCUGCAUGCACCUCCGCCUCCCCCCUCCACCGUCAGCAGCGAGGACUGUACCGUUCAGUGCCUGUAUCACCCGUUAACGGGAUGACGACGUGAACCAAGCCUCCUCACGCACCGAACGCUGGAUUCCGCAUGAGGACUGAAUGAGUGGAAAGAGAGGGAGACGAGGUGAUGGCGAUGCUGAUCUAGGGAGGAGAAGGGAAAGCCUAUUCAUUUUCCCGAUUGAUUUAUCAGGAUCUUAACAGCCGACACGGGGUCUCUACCAAGGUUUCAACAACCAAUUAAUCCCCUCGCACGACGGAGGACAUUUGUCAUUCCGAGGCGAUGGGAACCGCGCGUGGAUGCCGGACUGCGGUUUAAACGUGCACGUGUCUCUCUGUGAAAGCACCGCUGUGAUGGAGCACGACGAAAGUAGCGACGCGGAGGUUGCUGCCGAGCCCCUGCUGCACGGUAUUCACGCGCCCAAUCGGAUCAGGCCCUCGUCGUACCGGGCACUGCGGAGUGCCGUUUCCAGCCUGGCGCGCAUCGAUGACUUCGUAUGUGAGAAGAUCGGGUCAGGGUUCUUUUCAGAGGUCUUCAAGGUGCAGCACAGGAUCACAGGCCAGGUGAUGGCCCUAAAGAUGAACACUCUGGCCAGCAACAAGGCCAACAUGCUCAGGGAGGUCCAGCUUAUGAACCGGCUCUGCCACCCCAAUAUACUUGGGUUCCUGGGAGUGUGUGUACAGGAGGGCCAGCUCCAUGCUCUAACUGAGUACAUCAACGGGGGUAACCUGGAGCAGCUGCUGGACAGUGACAGGUAUCUGUCGUGGUCGGUGAGGAUGUGUCUGUCUCAGGACAUCGCCUGUGGCCUGCAGUACCUCCACAGCAAGGGCAUCUUCCACAGAGACCUCACCUCCAAGAACUGUCUGGUACGCUGUGAGAAUGGUGUGUUCACUGCAGUAGUGGGAGACUUUGGUCUGGCAGAGAAGAUUCCAGACUACAGUGACGGGGUUGAUCAGCAGCCUCUGGCCGUGGUGGGCUCCCCCUACUGGAUGGCCCCGGAGGUGCUGAGAGGAGAGCUCUAUGAUGAAAAGGUGGAUGUGUUUGCCUAUGGAAUCAUCCUGUGUGAGAUCAUCGCCCGGAUAGAGGCUGAUCCGGACUUCCUACCUCGCACUGAGGACUUUGGACUAGAUGUGGAUGCCUUUGAGAACCUGGUUGGUGACUGUCCAACACCAUUCCUCAACCUUGCAGUCCUCUGCUGCAAUAUGAAUGCAAAGUUACGUCCCUCAUUCUCUGAGAUAGUGGUCUUGCUGGAGGGGAUGGAGAGAGGAGAGGAGGAGAGGAAGACGGCCAUCCCUCUGGGCGAUUGUCUCUCCUCAAAACCCCCCACUGGCCACAUCAGCCCCUACCGACGACGGAGUUCCCUCUGUCGCCCCGGCGACCAGCAGUUGUCACGGAGCCAGUCUGAAAUGCUUCCACCAACGACGCCCCCACUCGGCACUCCGGCCCGGGUCAACCCCUUCUCCCUGCGGCAGGACCUGAACGGGGGCCGCAUCAAGCUCUACGACACCCCCAGCAAGUCUGUCAUCUCCCUGACCUUCACCCUUCCCCAGCAGCCUGACACCUGCGCCUCUCCCCCCCUCAGGGGAAACCUCUUACUCCGCGGGCCCCCCCGACGCUGCCAGUCUCUCCCCUGCACCCCUGAGCCGGGGCGAACCCUCUCCCUCCUCCGGGACCCCGACCUGCAGCGCUUGGGGAAAGAGGAGGAAGAGGAGGGGGAGGAUGAAAGGAGGAAGGAGAAGGGAGGGAUGGUGGAGGAUGAAAGGAGGAAGGAGAAGGGAGGGAUGGUGGAGGACGUGUCAGAUGAUUCAGGGCUGCCUCUGGACAUGGUGUCUCUGGGUCCUCUGGAAGAGGAAGAGGAGGAAGGUUUUUCUCUGGGGGAGCCUAUGGACUGCAGCAGGUCUCCUGACACACUAGAGGGCGCUGUCCCUACACCAGGGAGACAUCUACUACACCCAGCCUCGUCCUCUUCCUCCCUGUUUCUGCAGCCUAACGGCUGGCGUCACCCAGUCUCCAAUGCCCCUUCCUCCCUCCCUCCUCUCCCUCAUCUGGACAACAACAACAUCUCGGCGAUGGUGGUCGUCGGCCGUCCGAUUGGCUGGAGGGCUAGCGGCUACCGCACCGCAAUCCCGGGCCCCCCUGCUGGCCCCGCCCCUGAACAAGAUGAGGUCAUUUCCUGUCCGGGCUGCUGUCUGAUUGGUCUGAGCUUUCCAUCCGUGUGCCUGAAGGGGGUGCCGACCCCUCGCCGCGUUCCGCCCCGACGACCCUACCGGAACCUCAACGGGGGGGGCAUCAGUGACCCUUCAGCUGCCACGGCAACCAAGGGACUGCUUUGUUGCGGGGCGAAUGGUCUUGCUCCUCCGACCGCACCUUGCGUGCCUGGGCUACCCCUACCAGAGGCACAGACUUAGGAAGGACUCCCCCUAGUGGGCUGACUGGCCAACAACAACAUUAACACCAGUGACAUUACUGAGACUUUGACUGGUUCUGUUUAUUGUCGCUAUUACUAUUUAUUAUUACUAUUAGGAACUGAUGAUGUUGAUGAUUAUUACUACUACCUGAAGAGAGAGUGUGCGUGCGUGCGUGCGUGAUUGAGGAGGUGGUGGGGACACUGGUGGUUGUAUUGGGAGAAGCAGAAUAGGAAACCAGAAGUCGGUUAUUGAUGUGAGAUCUUAUAUAUUGGUUGUUGACCUGGCGCCAUUUGAUAACUGCAGUGUGUCGCUGGUUUGUUCACUCACUUUCUGCACUCUGAAUCUUUCUAUGAUUCCUACUAAUGAUUUUUCACUGGUCUGGGUGGUGCUUGAGAUUUGUAUUGAAUUCAAACAAGUGCUUCUUCUUCCUAUAACCCACUAUGAUCCAGGUAUCCUCUCAGUGUGUGUGUGUGAAUUUUUAACAGCUUGUGUAUCUUUGAAACAGCAGGAAAAGCUAUUCUCCUAGCUUAUUUACGUAUUGUACUGAUUAUUUCACUCUAAGUUCUGUCUGUGUGUGUGUCAGAGGGAGAGAAAGUGUGUGUGUGUGACUGAAUGACUCAGGUUUGUCCCUUGAUGUCUGUUUUGAAAUGUUAGUGGUUCGCAGGUAAUUUCCCCGUACCCGUGUGUGAGAUUAGAGAACUGUGUAAUCAUUUCAUAUAAAGUUAGUGAGGUGAACAUAAUCUUUACUAUAAUGUUUUUUGACACUAUUGAUGAGAAUCACUCCACUCUUCAUUUCAUAGGGCUACUGGUUCCGUACCUGUUGAGGUUGACUCUCUGUAUCUGAAAUGGCACCCUUUUCCCUAUAUAGUGCACUACUUUUGACCAGGGCCCACCUGGUCAAAAUAGGAUGCCAUUUUGUCUGUUGUCCCCAGAGCUUACGGUGUGUUUGUCUCCCUCUGCUGGCCUGAAUGACCCGGUCAUACCAGGCCAUUGUGGCUCACAGGCUUUGUCUCUUCCUUUCGUCAUAACCCUUUCCUUCUACGAGACCAGACCAGGGAAAACUCCAGGCUUUAGUUAUAGACCUGGAGGUUUUCCUAGUCGGGUCACUUUGUCAGGAAAAAGUCCCAGCCAUAUAUCAUAUCAACUGAUAUGAGGGGACUGAAAAAGGUUUAUGGCUAUGCUAUUAACAUUUCUAACGAGUUCUAACCGCUUAAUCUAGCUAGUGAUCUGUAGGAAAGGAGGAGGAGGAAACAUAAGCCAGUGUAUUGGGACGUAGCCAGUCACACUCAACUGUACUGGCCAGAGAGUCUCUUUGUUACUGCACUGUUUAAACAGCAUGAUUUACAGAGUCUGGACAACUGUGUGUAUCCAUCCAGAUAAUUCCACUGUUCUGUCCCAUAUUGAUGAUGUCAUAAUGACAAUGGUACAAACACCGACCCAUAUGUCCAUGGAACAACCGAGGGAGUGUAAUGCACUUUCUUUUUUAAAGCUGAGAAUCUUGUUGAUUUAACAUUUAUUUAUGAAAUCAUGUAUGUAGCUAACUAGUAAACCCUUCUGCUGGCUGGGAUGUUGGUUGGUCUGUGGCUAGUUGGAAUAAUAAAUUAUUAUUAUGGAAAUAUGUGUCUGUUCCUUUCCAGGAACAACCCUUCCCCUUUAGACACUUGUAGAGAUCUGAGAGGACUUGAUAGGAUGCAUCAAUAGAAUUUCACCAUAUUGCUUAAACCUGUCCAACCCUCUCAGAUCUCCACCAGUUCCUAUAGGAAGGGGUUGUUUUUGGACAGGGGCUCUGUUUCUACUAGAACCCAUCCUCUACAUGCAAGACACUGAUCAUACCCCUUGAUUUUUUCCCCCAUAUUUUAUUACGUUACAGCCUUAUUCUAAAAUGGAUGAAAUAGUUUUUUUCUGCAUCAAUUGACUGUACACACAACACUCCAUAAUGACAAAGCAAAAAGAGGUUUUUUGACAUUUUUGCAAAUGUAUUAAAAAUAAACUGAUAUCACAUUUA